AUGAGCCUCGGUCGUUUUGCCACAACUUCUAUUGAACGACCUACAAACGCUCCGCUGCGCGCUCGACCGUUUCAGUGUUUUUACAACAUCAACGAAUCCUGCAAAAAUGGCACUGUGGGAACCUGUACUUUUCGCAUCUCCUGCAGCAACACCCGCGUAUGUGGCGUUCGUCGAAGGUCGUGCCCGGCACCGCCUGCAUCAGUUGGAACACUUGGCGUUAAGGCAAGCCGAAGGCCGGGCAGCUGCCGUCGCACGGGAUACCACCAAGACAGCGGAGAUCUUAGGAAGAGGCGCUCUUUUGCAGCAGGACAUAAGCGAGCUCACCGAUUUUCUCGACCUGCAUCACAAAUGUAUUCGACAUGCAAAAGCGGGAAAGUUCUGCUGCGGCGAUUACCACGGCAGCCGAGACAGCUACUAUUGCUGGUUCCCGGCUGUGCGACGGAGGCCGGACUACAUAAGCGACGGCGAGGACGACAGGACCCCUGCGGGAGCAGACCGCGAGCCUCCUCUUCCCGACCACGAAGAUCUUGUUGA
This is a messenger RNA of Amoebophrya sp. A120, 534 nucleotides long. Lineage: Eukaryota; Dinophyceae; Syndiniales; Amoebophryaceae. The record is from the annotation of a GenBank genome assembly.